CACGCACAAAUUCGAACACUUUGGUUUUUACACUGCUCAGUGCUCAACACGUAACAAGUGUUUGUUUUGCACUUGGUAGCGUUUCAUUUUCAUAUUAUAAUACCAUUUGGAUUUAAUAAGAUCGUUUUAAUAUUAAUAAUUUUUGUGUAAAGUCCAGAAAUCAUCUCUCUACUAAUAGGGCUGAAAUUUGAACUAUGAAUCCUCUAAGCCAAAUUGUACGCGCCACGCGCCCCAUUUAUCGUAAGUUGUCGACCACGCCUGUAACGUCAUCAGCUCCAAAGCCUAUUCCUACCACUGGAAUAUGCUUCGAAUUAAACGAUGAACAGAAAGCCCUGCAAGACCUGGCUCGCAAGUUCACAAGGGAGGAGAUCGUUCCGGUCGCCGGCCAGUACGACAAAACCGGGGAGUACCCGUGGCCCAUCAUAAAGAAAGCCUGGGAAAUCGGACUCAUGAAUGGACACGUUCCCGAGCACUGCGGGGGCAUGGGAAACUUUGGAGUUUUCGAGGAGUGCAUAAUCGGUGAAGAAUUUUCCUUUGGAUGUACUGGUAUUGGGACAGCCAUUGGCGGCACUGGCCUAGGCCAAACUCCCGUUAUCAUUGCUGGUAACAAGGAGCAACAAAAGAAAUAUCUCGGGAGAUUGAUCGAGGAGCCAAUUGUUGCUGCGUACUGUGUCACUGAACCCGGUGCCGGGUCGGACGUCGCGGGUAUCAAGACGAGGGCAGAAAAAAAGGGUGAUGAAUGGAUCCUCAACGGACAGAAGAUGUGGAUUACCAAUGGCGGUGUUGCUAACUGGUACUUCGUACUUGCGAGGACAAAUCCAGACCCCAAGUGCCCAGCCAGCAAAGCCUUCACAGGAUUUAUUGUGGAGAGGGAAUGGCAGGGAGUGUCGCCUGGCCGUAAGGAAUUGAAUAUGGGACAGCGUGCGUCCGACACCCGUGGAAUUACAUUCGAAGAUGUACGCAUUCCCAAGGAGAAUGUUUUGAUCGGAGAGGGCGCUGGAUUCAAGAUAGCUAUGGGAGCCUUCGACAAGACCCGCCCACCUGUCGCGGCAGGUGCCACAGGUCUGGCUCAGCGAGCGUUGUACGAAGCAACUAAAUAUUCACUUGAGCGUAAAACAUUCGGCGUUCCCAUCGCCCAUCACCAAGCUGUGGCGUUCAUGUUGGCAGACAUGGCUGUAGGUGUAGAGACAGCACGUCUCGCCUGGCAGAAGGCCGCCUGGAUGGUCGAUCAUGGCCAAAAGAACACCGUGAUGGCGUCUGUAGCUAAAUGCUACGCUUCCGAAGUUGCUAACAAAGCAGCCUCGGAUGCCGUACAAGUAUUCGGCGGCAACGGUUUUAACAGCGAGUAUCCGGUUGAAAAACUUAUGCGUGACGCAAAAAUUUACCAGAUCUACGAGGGCACAUCGCAAAUUCAAAGACUCAUUAUUUCCCGAGAAAUAAUCACAGAAGCUAAGCAAACUAAUGCAUAAAUCGUCACAUGUUCACUUUUUAAAAGUGUGUUUGAUGAAAGGCUGACUAUCCAUAUACUAUAUGGGUAUAAUCCCAUUCACUACAAUAUAUUUUUUGUCGUAUUUAUUGUUUCCAGAAUUAAAAUCAUAUAUGAUGUGCCUUAAAAGAUGAAAUAAAAUUUUGUAUAUUUUACAAGAAAUGUUUUAAGCAGUGAAAUGUUGCAUGUGCUUGGUUUUUGUUUAUAAUCUGUGGUCCUAUUUUUGUAAAUUAGACUUAUACCUAUACCAUAAGUUUCUUUUUUGAAUAAGAUAAGACGAAACAAGUUCACAAAUCUGUUUGUUCACAAUGAUUCAAUUAUAAAUUAUAAUAAACUCACAAAAUAGUAAUAAACACUGUUUGUCACAAUGAUUAAAUUAUAUAUUUUUUACACAAAUCAA
This is a messenger RNA of Nymphalis io (European peacock), 1886 nucleotides long. It is a transcript of the gene Mcad, whose product is annotated as probable medium-chain specific acyl-CoA dehydrogenase, mitochondrial. The transcript is spliced from 10 exons. Gene Ontology annotation, biological process: medium-chain fatty acid catabolic process; fatty acid beta-oxidation. Lineage: Eukaryota; Metazoa; Arthropoda; Insecta; Lepidoptera; Nymphalidae. Gene Ontology annotation, molecular function: flavin adenine dinucleotide binding; medium-chain fatty acyl-CoA dehydrogenase activity. Bases 195 to 1469 code for a protein of 424 amino acids. Gene Ontology annotation, cellular component: mitochondrion. The record is from RefSeq and is a predicted model, not a curated record.